GAAACCAUACUGCCCAAUAACUUUCCAGGGAUAAAUUUGAUCAAGAAGGCCUGAGAACUUUCCAGAUCUUCAUCUCCAGUAUAAAAUCCCCCAUCUCUAUGCCCUCCAGUCUAAUUUCUACGCAACAAUUAAGUUCUCUGUUGUAUCUCUCUCUCUCUCUCUCUCUCUCUCUCACAUCGCUUGUGUUUGUUAAGAUGCCGAGCCGAUAUCCAGGAUCCAUUACCCAGGACUGGGAACCCGUGGUACUCAACAAGUCGAGGGCCAAGGCCCAGGACCUCCGCAACCCGAAGGCGGUGAACCAGGCCCUGCGUUCCGGGGCUCCGAUACAGACAGUCAGGAAGGCCGACGCUGGUUCCAACAAGAAGGCUGCUCCGGUCGUCAACGCGAGAAAACUGGACGAGGCGGCCGAGCCGGCGGCCCUGGAUCGAGUGUCAACCGAGGUGAGGCAGGCGAUUCAGAAGGCGCGGCUGCAGAAGAAGAUGAGCCAGGCAGACCUGGCGAAGCAGAUAAACGAGCGGACGCAGGUGGUCCAGGAGUACGAGAACGGGAAGGCCGUGCCGAACCAGGCGGUGUUGGGGAAGAUGGAGAAGGUUCUCGGCGUGAAGCUCAGAGGAAAGGCUGUAAAGUGAUCACGUUGCAUGGCUGUGGAAGGGACGGUGUGUUUGGUGGUGUUAGUUUUGGACAUAUAUGUGUUGGUUCUUGGGUCAUGGGGUUGUUUAGCCCUUUCUUGUUUGUAAUAGAACGGUAGCUAGGGUUUCCAUUUUGCCUACAGAGAGGCUGGUGAAGACUGAUAGUGGAAGAAGCUACAACGCCUGUACAAAUAUAUGAAAAUGAAAUAUGGAACUUCAAAUUAUCAA
Molecule: messenger RNA, 857 nt
Organism: Juglans microcarpa x Juglans regia
Lineage: Eukaryota; Viridiplantae; Streptophyta; Magnoliopsida; Fagales; Juglandaceae
Product: multiprotein-bridging factor 1c
Exons: 1
Coding region: 99-629 (176 amino acids)
Cellular component (GO): nucleus
Molecular function (GO): DNA binding
Source: RefSeq, a predicted model, not a curated record